UUAAACACGUAGUAGUCAAACAUUCAGUGGAUUGGUCGAUAACCCAGGUACAACAUUUUGAGUAUUAUGAAAACAAACAAUUAUAUGAGCGGGAAAAUUAAUAUGCUAAAUUCUACAAACCGUAUAAGGUAGUGGGACCUGAUUAAAAGACAAUCAUUUGGAUUUUGUUAUCAGGAAUAUAACGUUAUACUUUUUUGUUCAAAAUAAGUUAUAUAAUUUACAAGUCUGCAGAAUAGGAGUUCAUACUUAAAACUGGGAAUACUGAUUCAUACUGAUGUCGAAAAACAGACCAAAUUCUAGAAUAGAAGGUCGUGUACCACAUGAAGAUGAAGCACUUGCUCAAUCUCUGGGCGACAUCGAACUAGAUUUACCUAUUGAUUCUGACAAAGCCAGAGAAGUCCAUGCAACAGACCACAUUGACAAACUCAUUAAUGACACUUCAGAUCAUGGUACAAUAUUUGGCUUAAACAUCAAACACGAAUUACGAAUACCAAGUAAAAGAGCUGGUAAAGUCCAUUCAACAGAUUAUGAUGAAACUGUCAUUCUUAAGACUGUUGAUAAUGGUAUAAAAUUUGGUACAGAAAUCAAAUAUGGAGUGAGACCAAGUAAAAGAGUUCGUGUACCACUUCUGGACGAAGGCUGGGAAUCUCUAGGCAUUAGUGGACUAGAUGUACCUAUUGAUCAUGGAAAAGAAGUCAAUAAGAUAUCUGUAGCAAGCAUUACUGACAACAACAUGCAUAUGAGACCAUGGCCUGUUGUUAUAGUGCCGCCACCGCCGCCAGAUCCGCCGAAUCCGAAUUAACAAUGAUGAAUUUGUUCUUAAUAAAAUAAGAAGUGUAUU
This is a messenger RNA of Mytilus californianus (California mussel), 841 nucleotides long. RefSeq lists its product as uncharacterized. NCBI's taxonomy places the organism in Eukaryota, Metazoa, Mollusca, Bivalvia, Mytilida, Mytilidae. The record is from RefSeq and is a predicted model, not a curated record. Bases 275 to 802 code for a protein of 175 amino acids. The transcript has 7 exons.